Clarias gariepinus (North African catfish) is the source of this 2744-nucleotide messenger RNA. RefSeq names its product MDM2 binding protein (gene mtbp). The record is from RefSeq and is a predicted model, not a curated record. NCBI's taxonomy places the organism in Eukaryota, Metazoa, Chordata, Actinopteri, Siluriformes, Clariidae. The transcript has 22 exons. Gene Ontology annotation, cellular component: kinetochore. Bases 101 to 2656 code for a protein of 851 amino acids. Gene Ontology annotation, biological process: regulation of protein ubiquitination; protein localization to kinetochore; traversing start control point of mitotic cell cycle.
GAGCAAUGGUUGGGUAAAACGCGGGGAAAUUCGGUUUGUGUUGUCACGCGAGUGUGAUAUUAAACUAAGUGUGUUUGUAUAAAGUUAAAGAGGCAGAGUUAUGGACAGAUGUCUUCUUAUUUUGGUGAUUAAUCAGGAUGCGAAGAAAGAGAGCUCUUUUAGCGGGAUUGAAGCGGCCAGAAAGGUGUAUAAUAAGCUAAAAGCUAUUUGCACGACUAACACUACAUCACGGCUUUCUCCAUUUCCAGCUUGCUCUCUGAGUGGAGCUCCUGCUGCCCCAAAAUGGUUCUUCGCCAUUCAAGCAACUUAUGGCUUGACACAGUUCUGUAGCUCGGACUGGGAUGAGGUGUGUGUGCAGCAGAGUGAUGGUGAAGAGUCUGUGCUUUCUCCUGUGGACAGCUGUGCCAGCUCCCUGCAAGAGCAAGAGGAGCAGAUCCAGCUGUCCGAGAUCAGCUCUCACACAGAGCUUUUUGAGGAAGCAGCCGACUGUCUUCAUCAGUUAGCAGACAAACUUCCUCCUCCAGGAAGGUUCCUGCUGGAUGUGAUUGUGCUUUGUGAGGGCGAGGUAGGAAUGAAGGAGUUCCUGCCGGUGAUCGGCUCCCUGAAGCACAUGCAGGCUUGGCACUCUGCACAGAUGACCGUCGUCACGGAGCACAUGGCGGGAUGGCGAACGGCAGCGGCGUAUUUGUCAGGCCGAGUGUGUUCUCCAUCUGAUGUAGAGGGCUGCUUUGAUCCCAGCGAGCUUUGGAGGGGUGGACUGCUGAUCCGAGAGAAGAAGUUUGUCUCUGAGCUGCUGUUUGAGGGUUUCAGUUUGAAGUGGCAGACCCGAGGUGCCCGGAGCCAUGUGUUCUUCCCACACUCAGACCCCUGCUGCUUUACUGACCACAUGACUCAGCCUGAGGUGUUUCACUAUUACCAGCCGCUUCUGGAGCUAAUCCAGUUGGUUCGAGUGGCAGAUCUCCCAGUGAUUCUUCUUUCCAGCACUGAGUUUGAGCUUGCCUUAUCCAGCAAAUCCACCAAAACCAAACUUCUCCUAGAGCAGCUUAGAACUUUACGUGGAGAGGUCGGGGCUCUGUUCUCUCUCUCCUGUGUCGUGAGUGUUGAAGCUUUUCCUCCAGCCUCCCAGCUCAGUUCCUCCAAAUGGAGGGAGUUUGUGGCCAAGCACCCAAAAGCCUUCGCUGCUCCAGAUGUCAAGAUGAAAGGAGAGAAAGGACACUAUCUUGUCUUGGUCCAGGGGGCCGAGUCUGGCGGGUGCAAAGCACGGUUGAUCCACUCCAGCGAUCAGAUUAACGGUGCUGUCGCUCUGGCAACGAUCAAUGGUCUCGUGCAGGAAAAAGUUCCAUUAUCCUCAGGAACUAAGAUUGCUGAUUGGCUGCAGUCUCUGCCUCGUCUCUGUGGAGACGACCUCUUACGGAAGGAGAAGAUGCUGGCCAGGGUCCAGCACCAGGUCGUCCAGGAAUGUGCCCGAAGAAGAGGACAGGAAGCACAGAAGCCUGCAGCUGUGCCUCUAAAUGACCUGCAAGUCCUGCUGCGCCUGGCCAGAGAACAGUACCUGAAAAUGCAAAAUGCUACGCCGUCAUGUGUGCCAGUGGAGAAGGAGAACUGCACUUGUGUUACAGGAGACAGUAAACACACCGCCCACUUAGAAUGGCCAGAGAGAAGUGUUUUGAGGAACCACGAGAACGCACAAAAGACUCGGCACAAAAAAAGGUCUAACCUCUUUAGCAGUGGCUCUUCAGACUGUCUCAUGGGCCCUAAAGAUGGCCAGAAGAGUGUUUCUGCACCAAUAGAUGCACGAGAGCUGCUUAAGCACUUCACUACUGAUGGGCUGCCAAGUGGAGAACUACAACCUCUCCUUGUCCUCAGAGGGGACAAUGCAUUCCAUCUGUCACCUGAUCUCACACCUAGGAAGGUGACCAGGCUUCCGUUCAGGCAAGCAGCCAGCGCCCACUACCAUGGCAUAGAGUUUUGCUUGGACGAGCGGAAGGCUCUGGAGAGAGACUGCGGAUUUGCUCGCCUGCAGUCACGGCUAAUCCGCUUCGAGACCCAGACUACUUGCUGUAAAGAGCCGUGCCCGGUGCCGCUGGCACUGAGCCCUAUGCCAGCACCCUCUCCCUCGCCCUCUGAACGUGCCAGUGUACAGGACACAGAAGCUGCGCAGAACGAACCAGCUCGUCUCAAACGCCGCUCCCGUGACCCGGACGUGCAGGCACACGCACACCAGCAAAAAAGGUUGGCCAAGUCAGAGAGCAGCGAGUCUCUUGUCUCUCAGUGCACUGGAGGUAGUGGUGCACAACCAGCUGUGAGAGCUCUGCAGCAACAGUCAGGCCGUUCUCUCUCCUGCUCAACCAGACACUCCACCACUGGAGCUGAAAGUUCCAACGAGCCUCCAGCCUCUAGCCAGGGCCAAACAGAGUCACGCUCACAGAAACACAAUCGAAUGCUGAAGGAGGUGGUUGCAAAGACGCUAAAGCACUAUGGUAUCUCCAGUGAACACAAGUGCUUCAAGGCCUGCAGUCAAAGACUGUUUGAUGUAUCGAAGCUCUAUCUAAAGGAUCUAAAAACAUCACGGGGUCUCCAUGAGGAAAUGAGAAAAGCAGCCGGUCGAAAUGCAAAGCAGGUGAUCGACUGGGUUGUGGAGAAAGCCAAAAAAUGAUGUUUGUGUGAAAGGUACACACCAUACGUUUAUCCGUUUUGCAUUAUGUAGUGUCCGUAUCGUGUAUAUUAAAGAGUUUUAUUUUACA